AUGAGUAUUUCAGAAUCAUUUGUACGUAUUGAGUCUUGGUUAUCUAAAAAUGCACCUGAUGUAUUUCGUCAAUUAAAUAAACCUAUAUCAUCAAUUGAUGAACUUGAUAAAAUUGAAACAAUUUUAGGUGCGAAAUUUCUUCCCUCUGUACGUGAAGCUUAUACUUUUCAUAAUGGUGAAUCAACUGAAUCAAAAGGUUUAUUUGGUGGUUGGCGUUGGUUACCAUUAUAUGAAAUAAUUCAACGGAAUGAUGAACAAAAAAACUAA
Molecule: messenger RNA, 267 nt
Organism: Rotaria sp. Silwood1
Lineage: Eukaryota; Metazoa; Rotifera; Eurotatoria; Philodinida; Philodinidae
Source: the annotation of a GenBank genome assembly